UUAAAUGAUAUUGAAUAAUAGAUAUUAAAUAGAUUGCUAUAAUGUAGUUAGUGAAGGAACUUAUGGUAAAAUAUUUCCAUGCGUCGAUAUUUUAAAUCCAAAUUUAAAGUUAGUGGCUAAAGUAUAAAUAUUGUUAAAUAGGUAAUAAAUGCUUGUUGUGGUAGUAAAAAUACAAAAUUUAUUGCUGCUAUUAAUAGAGAACCUGAGAUUCUACAAUCCUUAUAAAUAUUCCAAAACCCUCAUAUUGUGAAAUGCUAUUAAAUUGGAUAAAUUGAUGAAAAUUUAAUAAUCGUAAUGGAAAAAUGUGAAUUAGGGGAUUUAAGUAAAAAAAUAAAAUAAAUGAAAAAUCAAAACCAAAAAUUUAAGGCUGAAGAAAUCAUUGAUUUUGCUUCCUAAGUAAUUGAUGGUGCUCGUCUUAUGGCUGAAUAAAAUGUAUUCCAUAGAGAUAUUAAACCAUAAAAUAUACUAUUAGCUAAAGACAAUAAAAACAAUAUAAACUACAAAGUAAUUUCAAAUUAAUAAAUAGAUUGGUGAUUUUGGAUCUGCUCGAAUAGUAUAGGAUUUGAGAAAAGAAGAAGAUUUAACAAGAUGGGGUACUAAAAUAUACUCUUCUCCAGAAAUAAUCACUCAAUAAAAAUUUUCAGCCCAAGCAGAUAUAUUUUCAUUUGGUAUUGUUUUUUUUGAAUUUUGUUUUUUACAAAUUCCAUUCUAAAUAAACUAAUAAUAACAAUUUUUUAACUAACUUUAAAAUUAGCAAUUUAAAAUAAAUGUAGAUAACAUUAAUGGUGAUUAAAUAUAAUUAAAUCUCAUUAAAAUGGUAUUAUAAAAUACUAUAGUAUUCAAUUAAUAAGAUAGAAUGGAUUGGUAAUCUUUGCAUAAUAUAAUUUCAUAAUAUAAAUAUAAUUAAAAUCAUGGAUUUUAUUAACUUACUAAUUUGCAAUAAAAUGACAAAAAUAAUUAUAUUAUUGUUUAAUAGCAUGUUAAAUUAUUAGACCAGAAAUUACAAUUGGUAACAAAUUUGAUGAGUUAAUACAAAAAGUGUUGGUAAUUCUAUCUUUAUUAUUUCAAGUUAACUCAAUAUUUUAUCAAUACCAUUAGAUAUAUUUAAAUUAUAUUUAACCUUUUUAGCUUGUUACAGACACAUUGUAGCUUUAUCUUCUAAGUCCUUUUAUGAUAACAAUUACAAGAUACUGAGUAAAAAUAUCAAAAGAUUUAUGUCUCAAAAUCAAUUUUAACUUUUAACUGAAAGUUUCUUUAAAAAUCUUAAGAAAGAAGAUUAAGAUUUGAAUAGUUGUGCUGAAAUGUUUCUUCAAAAUAGUUUCUAUACAAUAGAGAUUGUUAAAUAUUCCAUUAAAUUUUUAGGAUCUCAGAAUUUUAAUCAACACAUAUAUUAAUCUCUUUAUUAAAAUUUAAUUCAAUUUAAAGAUUAUUUUGAUAAUCCUUAAUAAAAAGAAUCUUUAGACUAUGAAAUAUUUUUAGAGAUAGCAAACUAAUUUUUUUACAAUCAAAUAGUUAAUUGUUACAUGUAAAAAUAAAUUAAUGAUUUUAUUGAAAAUCCUGCAGAAAUAAAUAUGUAAAAAUAAUAUGAAAUCCUUUAUAUAGUCUGAUUGCAUUAUAGAAUUAAUUUGGAGAAAGUGAAGUAUUUUACUCACAGUAAGAGUGUAAUAUUCUAUAGAAUGCUGUUUCACAAAUAAAAGUAUGCUUUACAUAAAAUGAGGCGAUUGAAUAUUUAUUUUAGAAUUUAUGA
Paramecium sonneborni is the source of this 1747-nucleotide messenger RNA. NCBI's taxonomy places the organism in Eukaryota, Ciliophora, Oligohymenophorea, Peniculida, Parameciidae. The record is from the annotation of a GenBank genome assembly.